GCUCUCGCUCCCCGUUGCGGCCCCGGAGGCGGUCGAGGCCCGGACGCUGCCCCCCACCGAACGCACGCCCCGGCUGUCUGGGGUGGCGGGGCCGCGCGACGCCGAGGGACAGCCACCUUCCUCUGCCGCCCGAGGUGAGGCGUCCCCGGCCCGACGGGGCGGGCGGGCAGCGGCCGGGACCGGAGCCGCAGCAGUUGCCCCAGAAUUCAUUUUCAGGAAACAACUUCUAUCAAAAUGGUACAAAGAAUGCAAUGAGGAAUUUGUACAUUUUAUCUCUGAUUUGAGAAUCUUUUUGAUGCGGAAAGGAGCAUAAGAAUAACCCAAGCCAUGUGGUAAAAUCGGAGUCUGGCAAGAUGGAAAGGUCCCCGUUUCUGUUGGCGUGCAUUCUUCUGCCCCUCGUUAGAGGACACAGCCUUUUUACCUGUGAGCCAAUCACCGUUCCCAGAUGUAUGAAAAUGACUUACAACAUGACGUUCUUCCCUAACCUGAUGGGUCAUUAUGACCAGGGGAUCGCUGCUGUGGAAAUGCAGCGCUUUCUGCAUCUUGCAAAUCUAGAAUGUUCACCAAACAUUGAAAUGUUCCUUUGCCAAGCUUUUGUACCAACCUGCACAGAGCAAAUUCAUGUAGUUCCACCCUGUCGGAAAUUGUGUGAGAAAAUAGUUUCUGAUUGCAAAAAAAUAAUGGACACUUUUGGCAUCCGAUGGCCUGAAGAACUUGAAUGUAACAGAUUGCCACACUGUGAUGGCACUGUUCCUGUAACUUCUCAUCCACACACAGAGCUUUUUGGUCCACAGAAGAAAUCAGAUCAAGUCCCAAGAGACAUUGGAUUUUGGUGUCCAAAGCACCUUAGGACUUCCGGGGACCAAGGCUAUAGGUUUCUGGGAAUUGAACAGUGUGCCCCUCCGUGCCCCAAUAUGUAUUUUAAAAGUGAUGAACUAGACUUUGCCAAAAGUUUCAUAGGAAUAGUUUCAAUAUUUUGUCUUUGUGCAACUCUGUUCACGUUCCUUACAUUUUUAAUUGACGUUAGAAGAUUCAGAUACCCAGAGAGACCAAUUAUCUAUUACUCUGUCUGCUACAGCAUUGUCUCUCUCAUGUACUUCGUGGGGUUUUUGCUGGGCAAUAGCACGGCUUGUAAUAAGGCAGACGAGAAGCUGGAGCUCGGGGACACCGUUGUCCUGGGGUCAAAGAAUAAGGCUUGCAGUGUGGUAUUUAUGUUUCUGUAUUUUUUCACAAUGGCUGGCACCGUGUGGUGGGUGAUUCUCACCAUUACGUGGUUCUUAGCUGCCGGGAGAAAAUGGAGUUGCGAAGCUAUUGAACAAAAAGCGGUGUGGUUCCAUGCCGUUGCCUGGGGGGCGCCCGGGUUCCUGACCGUCAUGCUGCUCGCUAUGAACAAGGUUGAAGGAGACAACAUUAGUGGCGUUUGUUUCGUUGGCCUGUAUGACCUGGACGCCUCUCGCUACUUCGUCCUUUUGCCUCUGUGCCUCUGCGUAUUUGUUGGGCUGUCUCUCCUCUUAGCCGGCAUCAUCUCCUUAAAUCAUGUCCGACAAGUCAUACAGCAUGAUGGCCGGAACCAAGAGAAGCUAAAGAAGUUCAUGAUUCGCAUCGGAGUCUUCAGUGGCCUGUAUCUCGUGCCCUUGGUGACACUUCUUGGUUGCUAUGUCUAUGAGCUAGUGAACAGGAUCACCUGGGAGAUGACGUGGUUCUCUGAUCAUUGUCACCAGUACCGCAUCCCGUGCCCUUACCAGGCAAAUCCAAAAGCUCGACCAGAAUUGGCUUUAUUUAUGAUAAAAUAUCUGAUGACAUUAAUUGUUGGUAUCUCUGCGGUCUUCUGGGUUGGAAGCAAAAAGACGUGCACAGAAUGGGCCGGGUUCUUUAAGCGAAACCGCAAGCGAGACCCCAUCAGUGAGAGCCGACGAGUGCUGCAAGAAUCCUGUGAGUUCUUCCUGAAGCACAACUCUAAAGUGAAGCACAAGAAGAAGCAUGGCAAACCAGGGGCUCAUAAGCUGAAGGUCAUUUCCAAGUCCAUGGGAACUAGCACAGGAGCGACCACAAAUCAUGGCACCUCUGCCAUAGCAAUCGCUGACCAUGAUUACUUAGGGCAAGAAACUUCAACAGAAGUCCAGACCUCCCCAGAAGCAUCCGUCAAAGAGGGAAGAGCAGACCGAGCAAACACUCCCAGCGUCAAAGAUCGGGACCGUGGGGAACCCGCAGGGCCCAGCUCCAAGCUCUCUGGGGACCGCAAUGGCAGGGAAAGCCGAGCGGACGGCCAGACGGAGAGAAGCAAUGGAUCAGAAGGGGCUCCAAGUGAAGGAAGGGUAAGUCCAAAGAGCAGUGCUCCUGAGACUGGCCUGACAGACUGCAGCACUUCACAGGCCGCCAGUUCUCCAGAACCAACCAGCCUCAAAGGCUCCACAUCUCUGCCUGUUCACUCAGCUUCCAGAGCUAGGAAAGAGCAGGGUGCUGGCAGCCAUUCCGACGCUUGAAGAAAACUGUCUCGUUCCCCCAGAAGCACAUGUAUGUCACACUGGAGAUGACCAAUGGAUUUGUCUUAUAAAGGCCACUGUUGAGCUGGGAGAGUAGCCCAGUGGUACAGCGCCCACCUGGAAUACUUGAGAACCUGGGGUCGUCUCCCAGCACUGCAAAAAGAAAAUUCACUGUUACAGUCUUCCUUGCACUUAAACCAGCUUUGUCUACUGUUUUUUUUGGAUUGGCUUUUAUUUUUGUUGCUGUUAUUUUUGUUGUUUGUUUGUUUGUUUGUUUGUUUGUUUGAGACAAGGUUUCUUUGCUAGCCCUGACUGUCCUGAAACUCCCUCUGUAGACCUGGCUGGCCUCUGUAGAUCUGCCUGCCUCUGCCUCCCGAGUGCUGGGAAUAAUGGUGUGGUCACCACCGCCCGGCCUUUUGUCUAUUUUUAAACUGGAAAGAAACAACAGCCCAGAUUUCAAAAAUAAUAUAAUGCAUUUAUACCUGAAAAAACAACCAGGAGUGUCCAGUUAAUAAUACUUUUUAAAUGUGGGGGUGGGAAGGGCAUUAGAGGAGUCUUCCUUCUAUUGAAGAUUCUUUCAUUAAAGUAUUUUAAGAUAUGCUCUUUCACUCUUUAUAUAAAUCCAAGAUUUUUCUUUGCUGAAGUAUUUUAAACUUUUGUACCUUUAUAUGUAGAUAUGUAUUUGAAAAUAUGCUUAUGUGUAUUUGAACUUUUUGAAAAUCCUAGAAAAUUGAAUCAAAUAUUUUUAUGAUAUUUUUCUACUAUUUUAGCUACUUUGCAACUGUGAUAGCUGUUACACUGGAUUUUUAAAAACCUUGUACAGCAGCCUCUUUACAGUAAAAAGAGUGGAUGUCACACUGAAAGGUUUGUAAGAAGUGGUCACAGCCACCCCUACCUUCCCCGAAAGGAGGAACUUGGUGGCAGUGUCCCUCCCUGAUUGGACUGUCCCUUUCUUUCUGCAUGUUAUAAAUCAGCAGGUCAGAUGGUGUGUUUUUUACAAAUUAGGCCAAGCUAUCGAUUCCCCUUUUAAGUGUUGAAUUAGGAUUGAACUAUGGCCAUUUGUAGUUGCUCGUGCCUGUUUUUAUUUUAGUAUUUUAUUUCCGAGACAGGGCCUCACUGUGUGGCGCUCCUCGGCUGUCUGGUGUUCAGUCUGUCCCAGACAGGUCACAGAUCUCCCCCUCUGCAGCUCACUCAUCUCUCCCAAGCCACCACACUCAGCUUUUAUCUCUUUUAAAAAUUUAAACUUAAAAAAAUGUUUUUGGAAUAGAACAAACACAUUGUGUUGUAUCUUUCUUAGACGCUAUGCAAAAUUCCUAUCUGCAUCUAAGCCUGCAAAAGAAAAUGUGUGAAGGACAGAGUCAGAGUUGGGCAGGGAGAGCGUAGUGCAGCAGGUGCAGCGUGAAGACACUGAAGGUGCUAAGACAGCGUCUCAGUGCUGGUCCUCCUUAAGGAUUAUCUCGCCAGCGAGGUUUUCUUGGAUCCUUUGAUCCCAUUGGAGCUCUGUUAAAGUUUAAAAUGAAAAUUAUCAUGUACUGUAUGGGAAAUGUAAAUACUAACUUUUCCACAUAUGUAAACUUCAGACACAAGAAAUUUUUUUGUGUGUUCUUUUCAUCAAUAAAAUUUUCUUUGAAU
Messenger RNA from Mus caroli (Ryukyu mouse), 4115 nucleotides. It is a transcript of the gene Fzd6, whose product is annotated as frizzled class receptor 6. Gene Ontology annotation, biological process: non-canonical Wnt signaling pathway; canonical Wnt signaling pathway. Gene Ontology annotation, molecular function: Wnt receptor activity; Wnt-protein binding. Gene Ontology annotation, cellular component: plasma membrane. The record is from RefSeq and is a predicted model, not a curated record. NCBI's taxonomy places the organism in Eukaryota, Metazoa, Chordata, Mammalia, Rodentia, Muridae.